CAGGCCUAUAGUCCCAGCACUCAGCAGGCUGACACAGGAGGAUCACAAGUUCAAGGCCAGCUUGGGAACUUAGACUCUCUGAAAAUAAAACGGGCUUGGAAUGUGGCUCAGUGGUACAGCGCCCCUGGGUUCAACCCCAGUAUGACCCACACAAAAAGUUGAAACAUGGAGUUAGUGGUAGAGUGCUCACCCAGCUUAUGCAAGGCCCUGGCUUCCAUCCCCAAUGUACCCCCCCAUUUUUUUUUAAGAGAGAGGGGUGUUCAUAAUGCAUUAUCUGCUUACAAACAAAUCUAUAAUAAAUAAGAGGGAAGAAGAAAAAGAAGUUGGACAUGAUGGCCCAGGCCUGUAAUCCCAGCUACUCUGGAGGCUGAGGCAGGGGAAUCACAAAUUGAAGCCCAGUCUGGACAAUUUAGUGUCACCCUCCUUAAACAAACCAAGCAAACCACCGUGGACUCUGCAAAGAGUGACACCUGCUCAAGAGGCUCAGACAGGUCCUUGAGGAGGAACUCCAGAAGGUGUUGCUGUCAGCAGAGGUGCUGUAUGUGCUGUUUCCCCUGAAGACCUUCCGGUGCCACAAGAUAGGGAGCUGCAAAACUAGGGAAAGACUGAGAUGCAAGGAAUCCUGGAGGCAAGGGCUUAAUACAGAGUGUUCUGCCUAGAGUUUCCUGCCCUGGUGUCCUGGAACUGUUGGGUUGGUGUGCAGUUCACCCCACUCUCAAGUCAGACAGGAUCUUGGGGUUGCCUUCCCCGACGCCCUUCCAGAGUGCACAUCCAGUGACCUCUGAGAGACGUGGAGCUACCCCCAGGAUUCGUUGAUAAUGACUUCUAUAAAGGAGCAGGCAGCAAUUAGCAGGCUUUUAAGUUUCUUACAAGAGUGGGACAAUGCUGGCAAAGUCGCAAGGGGUCACAUCCUUGACAAUUUCAUUCAAAUCAACCAAGGCAAGACCGGCCCUGAAUUGGAGCAGGAGUUUUCCCAGGGAGCCAGCUUGUUCCUCGUACGCUUGACCACCUACCUUAGAAUCACCUAUAUGACUGGCUCAGGUUUAGAAAAGCUCCUGAGAGCCAUUGGCAUCUUCUUAUCAGCUGUGAGCAGUAAUCGGUACCUGAUAGAAUUUCUUGAGGUUGGAGGUGUCCUAACACUCUUGGAAAUACUUGGGCUAGAGAAGAUCAAGGAAGAGGACAAGAAGGAAGCCAUCAAGCUUCUGCAGGUUAUUGCAAACUCUGGGAGGAAGUACAAGGAGCUCAUUUGUGAAAGCUAUGGUGUACGAUCUAUAGCAGAAUUUUUGGCAAAGUCUAAGUCAGAAGAGACCCAGGAAGAAGUACAGGUUCUGUUGGAUUCUUUGGUCCAUGGUAACCCCAAGUACCAGAAUCAAGUAUACAAAGGUCUGAUAGCUUUGCUUCCCUGCACCUCCCCGAAAGCUCAGCAGCUGGCCCUGCAGACUCUCAGGACUGCCCAGUUGAUCAUCGGAACCACGCACCCCAGCAUCGUGGACUGUGUGCUGAAGGUGCUGGGCACGAUGCACCUGGAAGUCCAGUACGAAGCUUCUUGGGGUCUCUGCUCUUCCCCAGCCAUCGAGCUCAUAAAGGACCUGGUAGACUACGAUGUGCGCUUGCCGCUGCUGAAGGGCCUAGUGGCACUGCUGAUCCCAUCCGUGAAGGAGGCCUCCCAACAGCACCCCAAGAUCCUCACUGAGUCCCCGUUCCUGCCGCUCACCGUCCACCUGCCCGUGUUCCUGCAGCAAGCAGCGGCCGCCAAAGCCAUUGGGGUCCUGGCGCGCGGCAGCAUGAGCAUCGCCCAGGAGAUGCUGCACCUGCACGUGGUGCGCAGCUUAAUGGCUGCCAUGGGCAACACGGACCACAGCAACAGCCAGCGACUGGCCAGCCUCACGCUGCAGUUCUUCGUGCAGACAUUCCCAGUGGUGGAGGAGCACGUGCGCAGAUCCAUGGGGGAGGAACUAUACCAGCUCUUCCUCACUGCUGCUCCCCUCCAUCACCCACUUCCUGCAGGACCCCUGUGCCCAAGUCCUGACCUGCAACCACAGCUGGUUUCCCUCACUCCUCAGAGCUAUGGUGAAGACUUGUACAUGAAAAUAGACAGCAUUCAGGCGGACAUCCUGGCAGUCAACGAGGUCAAUGUUGCCCAAGCAUUAGACCCCUAUGACAUCUCCAACAGCAACUUGAGCUUCUUCUGUGGCCCUGGGAAUCCCGAUCAGAUGGCCUAUGCCACACACUUCCAGAAAGACGAUGCAGAAUCAAAAAAGUGACAGAGCUUCAGGAAGGGCAAGGCUGGGCGGGGCGGGGGGGUGAGGCCUGGGUGAGGCCCCAAGGCUAUUCCACCCAGCCCCAGUGGAAGGCUGGGGUUAGGCCUGCAGUGGGGCAGAAGAACAGCGGAUGGGAAA
Messenger RNA from Fukomys damarensis (Damara mole-rat), 2399 nucleotides. It is a transcript of the gene Armh1, whose product is annotated as armadillo like helical domain containing 1. Lineage: Eukaryota; Metazoa; Chordata; Mammalia; Rodentia; Bathyergidae. The record is from RefSeq and is a predicted model, not a curated record. Bases 819 to 2264 code for a protein of 481 amino acids. The transcript is spliced from 14 exons.